Messenger RNA from Botrytis cinerea B05.10, 2288 nucleotides. RefSeq lists its product as hypothetical. The transcript is spliced from 2 exons. Bases 625 to 2163 code for a protein of 512 amino acids. Gene Ontology annotation, biological process: transmembrane transport. The record is from RefSeq and is a predicted model, not a curated record. Gene Ontology annotation, molecular function: transmembrane transporter activity. NCBI's taxonomy places the organism in Eukaryota, Fungi, Ascomycota, Leotiomycetes, Helotiales, Sclerotiniaceae.
GAUCCUUUUCUUUUCUGCUCCCCUUUCCCCUUUUCCCCCUUUCUUACACCUUCUCCAUCUUCUCCAUCUUCCUCUUCUGCAACGUGUGCCAUCUAUCCAAUGCACACCCAUCAUCUCUAACAUCACUGUUUAUCAGCCUCUUUGCACCAAACCCAGCACGUUCGGGCAGGUAUCCACAGUCGACAUGGCCAAGCAAAUUGAUUGGCACCGAAUGAUACGGACGGAUUCUCGGCUUCGAUUACUAGCUGUUAUUACUACUGGAGAAGGAUUCUUCGUUUCUUAUUCCCGCUUCUAUACCCAUACCGAGCCACGCCCAAGUGAAAAUGCGAGGGAAUAAUAGCAUUGUUAGCUUCGCGGGGAAGAAAUGCUCAGGUAAGAAAAAGCAUUUUGUGACUAAAACUUUCGCGCCCUUCACAAUCAUAUUGAUGCGCCGGUCCGGUGAGUGAGAGGGUCAUUGCCUUCUUCAAAUACAGAGAUUCCUUAGCAUUUCCUUUGGACCUCUCUUCAUGGAUUUGCCUCUAAUCUGUACUUUUUUCCUUUCUCCGUGUAUAUCUUAUCUAUCCUCCUUUCGAUUAAUUUCUUCCCCUCUGUAUCUAUCUUCAAGGAUACAUCUUUCUAUAUGAGAUGAGUGCCAUCAACAAUGAGCGGUCAGGACGAGAUGACAACAACGAAAUGGACAUUGCGAAUGUGGUGGAGAAUGUGGGCAAAGAUAUGAGGGGCCCAUCUGAAGAUCGAGGGCCUUACACCGAUGACCCAAAAGGGAUUGAGGACUCGAACCCAGUGGAUGUACCUCCUGAUGGCGGAUACGGCUGGGUUUGUGUCGCAUGCGUAUUUCUGAUCAAUGGGCAUACUUGGGGAGUCAAUAGUUCUUAUGGUGUUUUCCUCGCUCACUACCUUGCGAGUGAUACUUUUCCUGGCGCAACUUCCCUUGAAUAUGCGUUCGUUGGCGGUUUGUCCAUUUCUUUAGCCCUCCUCACCGCACCGGUAGCCACGAGCUGUACGCGCAAAUUCGGAACACAAUCAACUUUAGCCAUCGGUAUUGUACUCGAAACAGCGGGGCUUCUUGGGGCUUCUUUUGCAUAUGAGAUAUGGCACCUAUUCCUAUCCCAAGGUGUCGCUUUUGGGUUCGGUAUGGGGUUCCUCUUCGUAGGUAGCGUUGGAGUAGUUCCACAAUGGUUCUCGAAACGUCGAUCUUUAGCCAAUGGCAUUUCGGCAGCUGGAAGUGGGCUGGGAGGGCUGAUAUAUUCCUUGGGGACAAAUGCAAUGAUUCAAUCCAUUGGACUCGGUUGGGCUUUCCGAGUAUUGGCUAUUUUGGCUUGCGUAGUAAACACUGUCUGCACAAUUCUGGUCAGGGAUCGAAACCAUGCGAUUGGAUCUGUCCAGAAAGCUUUUGACUUACGACUGUUCAAGAAGCCUGAAUUUUUCCUUUUACUUGGAUGGGGAUUCUUCAGUAUGCUUGCAUAUAUCGUUCUUCUCUUCUCCCUACCUAAUUACGCGAGGAGUAUUGGUCUUUCAGCCAAGCAAGGUUCGGUUAUCGGUGCUAUCCUAAAUCUUGGUCAAGGUCUUGGUCGGCCAUUUGUAGGAGCAUUUUCAGAUGCAACUGGGCGAAUCAACAUGGCAGGCACGUGUACCUUCCUAGCAGGGCUUUUCUGUCUCGUCAUUUGGAUCUUCGCUAAAUCAUACGGAGUUCUCAUAUUUUUCGCUCUUAUUGUAGGAACUGUCUCGGGCACGUUUUGGGCUACUGUUGCCCCAGUAGGUGCAGAAGUAGUCGGUCUCAAAGUCCUUCCUUCGGCACUAUCCAUCAUCUGGCUAGUGCUUGUGAUACCUUGCACUUUUUCUGAGCCAAUUGGGCUAAAGCUGAGAGCUUCAUCUGGGGAUAUAUACCUACACGCACAGAUCUACGCAGGAUGUAUGUAUAUAGGCGCUGCACUGUGCAUGUGGGGUCUGAGGGCUUGGAAGAUCAAGGAACUGGAGAGCUUAAGAGAGGGUGAAAGAGAGAAAGAAAUAAGGAAUGACGAUGAGGUAAGGAGGGAAAGAGAAAGGGAACAGGGAGAAGAGAAAGAAUCUGAAGAGGGUGCCAAUGUUCCGAUGAGAAGGCAGAUGACAAGAACGGAGAGUGUGAAGCGAGCCACAAAGGGGCUCUGGGCUUUACAGAGAGUUUAGAGAAAUGAUAUGAUACCCCGGUAUGUUCAAGCUAGACGGCAGAGAGGAGACAUACAUAUAUACACAUAUACAUAUACACAUGCAUGUAAUUGUACAUAAAUCUUCGGCGAUUAAGAUCUUUUUCA